Mus musculus (house mouse) is the source of this 2577-nucleotide messenger RNA. RefSeq names its product vomeronasal 2, receptor 106 (gene Vmn2r106). The record is from RefSeq and is marked validated. Gene Ontology annotation, cellular component: plasma membrane; membrane. The transcript has 6 exons. Gene Ontology annotation, biological process: G protein-coupled receptor signaling pathway. Gene Ontology annotation, molecular function: G protein-coupled receptor activity. Lineage: Eukaryota; Metazoa; Chordata; Mammalia; Rodentia; Muridae. The coding region runs from base 1 to 2577 and encodes 858 amino acids.
AUGUUGUACUGGACUUUUAUUCUCUGGUUCUUACAGAUUCCGAAAUUUGUCUCUGCCAUUAUGACUGUGAAUAUCAGUAAAUGCUAUUACAAAACUACUGAAGAUUUUCACCAUGAAGGAGAUGUCAUGAUUGGUGCAUUUUUUCCUAUUCAUACUUACUACUCUGCAAAGAAAAUUCCACAUCCAUUUCUACCAUACUAUUAUCUAGAUAAUCAUAUACAAUAUAAUUUUAAGAACUACCAGUAUAUACUUGCUCUGUUAUUUGCCAUUGAGGAGAUCAAUGGGAACCCUAAUAUUUUACCUAAUAUAUCACUUGGAUUUGAUUUCUACAAUGUCCGAUUCACUGAGAAGGACACUCUCAUGAAUGCUUUUAAUUGGUUCACAAAUAGAAGGAAGAAAAAGAUUUUGCCAAACUACAACUGUAACAAGAAAAAAUUUUCUGCUGCACUCACAGGAACAUCUUGGACAACAUCUGCCCAAAUUAGUACUUUAUUUCAACUAUUCAAAUUUCCACAGCUUUCCUAUGGACCUUAUGAUCCCAUCUUGAGUGACCGAAGUCAGUAUUUUUCUCUCUACCAGAUGGCCCCAAAGUAUACAUCACUUUCACAUGGCAUUGUCUCUUUGAUGGUUCAUUUUAGGUGGUCCUGGGUUGGUCUCAUCCUUCCAGAUGACCACAAAGGGAAUAAAAUUCUACCAGAAAUCAAAGAAGACAUGCAGAGAAAAGGAGUCUGUAUAGCUUUUGUUAAAAUGAUCCCUGCCACCUGGACUUCACAUUUUAGCAAAUUCUGGGAAAAUAUGGAUGAGGUAAAUGUCAUAAUUAUAUAUGGUGACAUUGAUUCUCUAGAAAUUCUAAUGAGAAAUAUUGGACAAAGGUUAUUGACAUUGAAAGUCUGGGUCUUGAACAUUGAACCACAUGUUACUGACUAUGCUGAUUAUUUCUUGUUAGACUCAUUCCAUGGGAGCUUAAUUUUUACUCACCAUUACAGAAAGAAUUUUGAGUUCACCAAUUUCAUUCAAACAGUUAAUCCUUACAAAUACCCAGAAGAUAUUUAUCUUCCUAAGUUGUGGCAUUUGUUCUUCAAGUGCUCAUUUUCUGAUAUUGAUUGUCAACUAUUGGCUAACUGUCAAGCCAAUGCUUCUUUGGAUGUAUUGCCUUGUCAUAUAUUUGACAUAGCGAUUAGUGAAGAGAGCAAGACUAUCUAUAAUGCCGUGUAUGCUCUGGCUCAUAGUCUUCAUGUGAUGAGUAUUCAACAAAUACAAAUACAACCCCAUGAAAAUGGGGAUGUGUUGGUGUUCUCGCCCUGGCAGCUUAACACUUUCUUAAAGGAAAUUGAUGAGAGAGACAACAUGAGUUUAGAUUGGAGACAGAAACUAAAUGCAGAAUAUGACAUUCUUAACCUUUGGAAUUUACCAAAGGGUCUUGGACUAAAGGUGAAAAUAGGAUCCUUUUCUGCAAAUACUGCCCAGCACCAACAGUUGUCUUUGUCUGAAGAGAUGAUCCAAUGGCCAGAAGGAUUUUUAGAUAUCCCCCAGUCUGUGUGCAGUGAGAGUUGUAAGCCCGGAUUCAGAAAAAUAAUCCUGGAGGGCAAGGCGAUCUGCUGCUACAAUUGCACUCCUUGUGCAGAAGAUGAGAUUUCUAAUGAGACUGAUGUGGAUCAAUGUGUGAAGUGUCCAGAGAGUCAUUAUUCAAAUACAGAGAAGAAUCACUGCUUCCAGAAAACUGUGAUUUUUCUGGCCUAUGAAGACCCCUUGGGGAUGACACUGGCCUGUAUAGCUUUGUGCUUAUCUGCACUCACAGCCUUUGUUAUUGGCAUCUUUGUGAAAUACAGAGACACUCCUAUUGUCAAGGCCAAUAACCGAGCUCUCAGUUACACUUUGCUCAUCACCCUCACCUUCUGCUUCCUUUGCUCUUUGAACUUCAUUGGUCAACCCAACCUGACCACCUGCAUCCUACAACAGACCACAUUUGGAGUUGCAUUCACUAUGGCUCUUGCCACUGUGUUGGCAAAAGCUAUUACUGUAGUUAUUGCAUUCAGAGCCACUUUUCCAGGGAGAAUGGUGAGGUGGCUAAUGAUGUCAAGGGUCCCAAACUACAUCAUUCCUAUCUGCACCCUGAUCCAACUUCUUCUUUGUGGAAUAUGGAUGGCAAUCUCUCCUCCAUUCAUUGACAAUGAUGUUCAUACUGAACAUGGAUACAUCAUCAUUUUUUGCAACAAGGGCUCAUCUUUUGCUUUCCACUGUGUCCUGGGAUACCUCUGCUCCUUGGCAUUUGGAGGAUAUACCAUGGCUUUCUUAUCUAGAAAUCUACCUGGCACAUUCAAUGAAUCAAAAUUUCUGUCAUUUAGCAUGUUGGUGUUCUUCUGUGUCUGGGUCACCUUUCUUUCAGUCUACCACAGCACCAAGGGGAAGUUCAUGGUGGCUAUGGAAGUCUUCGCUAUCUUAGCUUCCAGUUCAGCCCUCCUUGGAUUCAUAUUUGGUCCUAAGUGUUACAUUAUCUUGAUCAGACCAGACAGGAAUUCAUUUCAUCAUAUCAGGGACAAAACACAUUCUCGAAGGAAUAAGACUUAUGUAAUGUAG